AUGGCUCGAUCCUCCCAUCCCCCUCCCCUGAUGUUCUGCUGCAUGGCCGGGUUCUUUGGAAAAUACCUCUGCUUCAGUGGCUUUUCGUCCCGCAUGACUAUUUGGUGCUCCGCGAUGUGGGUCACCCCGGCCAAACCGUCGAAUCGCUUCAGCUCCUCCUCGAGGAACGCUAGGACAUUCGGCGAUGGCGGCGAGAUUUGCCGUAGGCUUAUCGAGUUUCUCUCACGGGCCACUUCUGCAUCCGCUAGUGGAGUCAAUCCGUACUCGCUGGCCCCUCCGGUAACCGCAGACGGCGGGGGAUCGGAUGACAUAGUUGGACCCGGUCGUCCUGGAGGCCGGGAGGGUGCGGCUGGUACCGCUCGAGAGUUCGGGGACGGCGGCGACGACGAUGUAGCCGUGGCAGCCCUUGGAGACGGCAGCGGCGAUGAUGUGGCCGUGGCGGCCCUUGGAGCCGAUGGCGACGACGAUGUGGCCGUGGUGGCCCCGGGAGGCGGCAGCGACGAUGAUGUGGCCGUGGUGGCCCUUGGCGACGAUGACGAUGACGAUGAGGAUGCAUCCGUGGUGGUUCUUGACGACGAUGACAUGGCUCGAGAGCCCGCUGCUGAGGUGACCGGUCUGGUCCUCGGAGACGGCGAUGACAAUGAUGUGGCCGUGGUGGCCGUGGUGGCCCUUGGAGACGGCGAUAACGAUGAUGUGGCCGUGGUGGCCCUUGGCGACGAUGACGAUGACGAUGAGGUGGCCGUGGUGGUCCUUGGACACGGCAGCGGCGACGAUGUGGCCGUGGCGGCCCUUGCAGCCGAUGGUGGCAACGAUGCCGAUGGCGACGCGGAUGCACCCGUGGUGGUUUCUGGAGACGGCAGCGGCGAUGGUGUGGCCGCGGUGGCCCUUGGAGCCGAUGGCGGCGACGAUGCGGCCGUGGUGGCCCUUGGAGCCGGCAGCGACGAUGGUGUGGCCGCGGUGGCCUUUGGAGCCGAUGGCGGCGCAAUGCGGCCGUGGUGGCCCUUGGAGCCGGUAGAGACGAUGAUGUGGCCGUGA
Messenger RNA from Drosophila rhopaloa, 1035 nucleotides. RefSeq names its product polysialoglycoprotein-like. Bases 1 to 1035 code for a protein of 344 amino acids. The record is from RefSeq and is a predicted model, not a curated record. The transcript has 3 exons. NCBI's taxonomy places the organism in Eukaryota, Metazoa, Arthropoda, Insecta, Diptera, Drosophilidae.